AUGUCUGCCUCUUCAGCGCUGAGACGGCUGACCCACAGGGCUCCCCGCAAUCUCCAGUCCCGCAUCGCUUCUGUCUCCCGCACUUCGUCUUCCCCCUCCAUCCUCAACUCCUGCAGAGCUUCUUCGUCUCCAGCUCUUCCUCGCGUCUCCAGAUUCUCAACAAUGGCGUCCCUGCAAUCGGCGGCUCCAAUCCCCGCUGCGGCCCAGAAGGGCUAUGAUCCUGAAAUUAAGGACAUGGCCGACUACAUCCACAACUACAAGGUCGACUCUGAUCUCGCGUUCGACACUGCUCGCCUGGUUCUCAUUGACACCCUCGGCUGUGGUCUGGAGGCCCUGAAGUUCAAGGAGUGCACCAAGCUCCUGGGCCCCAUUGUCGACGGCACUGUUGUUCCCAACGGUACUCGCGUGCCUGGUACCCCCUACCAGCUGGACCCCGUGAACGGUGCUUUCAACAUUGGUGCCAUGAUCCGCUGGCUCGACUACAAUGACUGCUGGCUUGCUGCUGAGUGGGGUCAUCCCUCCGACAACUUGGGUGGUAUCCUUGCUGUUGCUGACUGGAUCGCUCGCACCAACCGCGCUGGUGGUAACAUUGCUGGAGGCAAGAUCCCGACAGUUAAGGAUGUUUUGGAGGCCAUGAUCAAGGCCCACGAGAUCCAGGGUGUUCUGGCCUUGGAGAACUCCUACAACAAGGUCGGUCUGGAUCACGUCGUUUUGGUCAAGGUCGCCACCACUGCCGUCGUUUCUAAGCUUCUCAACCUCAACGAGAAGCAGACCGCAGAUGCCAUCACACAGGCGUGGGUUGACGGCCAGAGUCUCCGCACCUACCGACACUCCCCCAACACUAUGUCAAGGAAGUCUUGGGCUGCUGGUGACGCCUGCCAGCGCGCCGUCAACCUGGUCCUCAAGGUCCAGAAGGGUGAGGGUGGCCUGCACACCGUUCUCUCCGCUCCUGUCUGGGGUUUCUAUGACGUCCUGUUCAAGGGCAACAAGUUCAAGUUCCAGCGCCCCUACGGCAGCUAUGUCAUGGAGAACGUUCUCUUCAAGGUUUCUUACCCUGCCGAAUUCCACUCUCAGACCGCCAUUGAAGCUGCCGAGAUUGUCAACGAGAAGCUCAAGGCCCUGGGAAAGAGCGCCAAGGAUAUCAAGGAGAUCACCAACCGCACUCACGAGGCGUGCGUUCGUAUCAUCGACAAGCAAUUCAAGGCUAUGGACAACUUUGCGGACCGUGACCACUGCAUUCAGUACAUGGUUGGCACCAUGCUCACCUUCGGCCGUCUGACCGCCAACGACUACGCUGACGGUUCCGAGGCCGCCACCUCUCCUCUCCUCGAGGACCUCCGCAAGCGCAUCCGCUGUGUCGAGGACCCCAAGUUCACCCUGGACUACCACGACCCCAGCAAGCGUACCAUCCCCAACGCUCUCACUGUCACCCUGAACGACGGCACCGUGCUCGACGAGGUUGUCGUCGAGGCACCCCUCGGCCACCGUCUGCGUCGUGAGGAGGCUAAGCCCGAGAUCCUCGACAAGUACCAGCGUCACCUGCAGGCUCACUUCGACCAGUCCCGUCUCAAGGAGCUCGUCGACCUCGGCAACAACAAGGCUGCCCUCGAGGCCUACGAGGUCGACAAGUACGUUGACCUCUAUGUCACGGACAAGGUGGUUGCUCCCUCUGCCUAG
Molecule: messenger RNA, 1677 nt
Organism: Aspergillus puulaauensis
Lineage: Eukaryota; Fungi; Ascomycota; Eurotiomycetes; Eurotiales; Aspergillaceae
Gene: PDH1
Product: putative 2-methylcitrate dehydratase
Exons: 4
Coding region: 1-1677 (558 amino acids)
Cellular component (GO): mitochondrion
Molecular function (GO): 2 iron, 2 sulfur cluster binding; 2-methylcitrate dehydratase activity
Source: RefSeq, a predicted model, not a curated record